AUGUUUGAGCUGAGGUGUGGACGCAGGCGUCACUUCCCAGACGAGCUCCAAAAGAGAAGAACCGUGGUGUCCUGGUGUUUCCACAAUGACGAGCUAAGAGACCUCCUCACCUCUUAUCAAAGCAACACAAUCCGCACCACCAAGUACACACUGCUGUCGUUCAUUCCCAAGAACCUGUUCGAGCAGCUGCACCGCGUCGCCAAUGUCUACUUCAUCUUCUUGGCCGUUCUCAACUUUGUCCCGGUCGUGGAGGCCUUCGAGCCGGAGAUCGGUGUGGUCCCCAUUCUUUUGGUUUUGUUGGUGACGGCUGCAAAGGACUUCUGGGAGGACUUUCGCAGGGGGCGGUCUGAUUAUGUGGUGAACCGGCGUAUGUGCACCGUUUACUGCAGUAAGCAGAGGGAGUACGUCGACUGCUGCUGGAAGGAUGUGCGAGUGGGGGACUUUGUGCGGCUGUCGUGUAAUGACAUCAUCCCUGCAGACAUGCUCCUGCUGCACUCCUCCGACCCCCGCGGGGUUUGCUACAUCGAGACGGCCAAUUUAGACGGGGAGACUAACCUGAAACAAAGACAGGUGGUUUCCAAGAUGGAGGGAGUAGACUUUGUACCAGAAGAUUUCCACUGGCGUAUUGAAUGUGAGAAUCCCAACAACAACCUGUGUCGCUUCAGAGGAUAUAUGGAAAGCCCCAGCGGAGCUCGAGUCGGCGUCCACAACAGCAACCUCCUGCUCCGGAGCUGCACCGUCCGCAACUCCGCCUCCGUGGUUGGCAUUGUGGUUUAUGCUGGUCAUGAAACCAAAGCGAUGAUGAACAACAGUGGGCCGCGGUACAAGCGCAGUCUGCUGGAGCGCCGUCUGAACACGGACGUUCUGUGGUGUGUCCUGCUGCUCGUCGUCAUGUGUCUCUCGGCUGCUAUAGGUCAUGGCCUUUGGCUGAAGCAACUUAAAGAUCCUGUGUUCCAAGUGGAUGGGGAAACGUCCCCUUUGUUGGCAGCCUUCUAUGUGUUUUGGACCAUGAUCAUAGUUCUCCAGGUGCUGAUCCCCAUUUCACUCUAUGUUUCCAUUGAAAUAGUGAAACUGGGUCAGAUCUACUUCAUCCACAACGACCUGGACUUGUACAAUGAGCAUAUGGACUCCAGGAUCCAGUGCCGAGCGUUGAACAUCACCGAGGACCUGGGGCAGGUGCAGUACGUGUUCUCUGACAAAACUGGAACUCUGACUGAGAACAAGAUGGUGUUUCGCCGCUGCAGCAUUUCUGGAGUGGAGUAUCCUCACUACGACAACGGCCGCAGGCUGGAGCUCUACACUGGGGAGAAAGAGGAAGGCCAGCGCUGCUCGCUCACUCCCAGGUCUGGAUCCAGGAGGAAGUCUCUUAGCUGCCGCUCCAUAAGCUGUAACCGCAGCUCUGUGUCCCUGGACACUCUGACGGCGCAGUCAGAGGAGGAGGAGGAGGAGCAGCUGUCCUACGCCAGCCAGCACCAGCCCAGUGCCUUCUCCAGUCACAUGGCAAAGGAGGUGGUGCCAGACGUUGAGCUGGUCUCAAAGCUGUCCUGGCUGUGCUAUCCUGACUCCACUGUGGACCACAGCGGUGCCAAAGCCUCCUCCAGUCUGGAGCUGGCCUUCAUCACAGACUUCUUUCUGGCUCUGGCAAUCUGCAAUAGUGUGGUUGUGUCUUCACCAAACCAGUCUCUAAACGUGCUACCUCAGCCUCAAACACCUGUGCGCUCUCUGGAGGACAUCAAGCAGAUGUUCCAGCGCUUGAACCUCCCAGUGCCUCUGAAGGGCAGCCCCCUCAGUCUGACCUCCAAGCUCUUCACUCAGGGAAAGACUGGCUCCCUCAGUGUCCCUGCAGCUGGAGACGCCGCUCAUAGCCCAAACCCCAACAACUGCAGCCUAAACGUUGAUGAAGAGACAAACCCUCCUGCUGAAGAAGACUUUCCGCACUUGAUGUUUGAUGAGGCAGAAGCAGGAGAUGGUGAGGCCACUGUGCUGUUUGAAGCGGAGAGCCCUGAUGAGGCGGCUCUGGUGUACGCUGCCCAAGCCUACCACGUCACUCUGAGAGGCCGCUAUGCAGACAGCCUGCUGGUGGAGCUGCCCACAGGGGGCGCUGUGCCAGUGCCCCUGCUGCACGUCCUGCCCUUCGACUCAAACAGGAAGAGGAUGUCUGUGGUGGUGCGCCAUCCUCUCAGUGGGCAGGUGGUGGUCUACACCAAGGGCGCCGACUCUGUCCUCAUGGAGCUGACCCGCUCCCCCACAGCUUUGCAACUUGCUCCCGAUGUCUACAGCCAGAUCCGAUCACAGACGCAGAAGCACUUGAACAGCUACGCAAGAAAAGGACUGCGCACACUGUGCAUCGCCACAAAGACGAUGGAGGAGGAGGAGUACGAGGUGUGGCUCAAGACUCAACUGUUGGCAGAGAGCAGCAUCGAGAACAGAGAGGAGCUGCUGCUGCGCGCCGCUCUGGCCUUGGAGACCAAUCUGACUCUACUGGGGGCCACAGGUAUCCUGGACCGCUUGCAGGAGGAGGUCUCUGAAACCAUCGAGGCUCUGCAGAGGGCUGAUGUCAAAGUAUGGAUCCUCACAGGGGACAAACAGGAGACUGCCAUCAACAUAGCCUUUGCUUGUAAACUACUGUGCCCUUCUGACCAGCUGCUGACCGCCAACUGUGAGGAUAAGGAGAGCUGUGCAGUGCUAUUGCAGGACUUUCUCUGUUUAAUCACAAACGGUCCUGAAGUCUCCGACACAGAGGUCCCCAGGGCACACUCGGCCCCCACAGGCACAGCUGGCUCUGUGCUGGUCAUUGAUGGCCUCACUCUUGAAUGGGCGCUUCAGCCCGAGCUCCAGAAGGACUUUUUAGAGCUGAGCAAACAGUGCAAAGCAGUGAUCUGCUGCAGAUCCACUCCGCUGCAGAAGAGCCAAGUGGUCCGGCUGGUCCGGGACAAGCUGAACGUCAUGACCCUGGCUGUGGGUGAUGGAGCCAACGAUGUGAGCAUGAUCCAAGUGGCUGAUGUUGGGGUUGGGAUUUCAGGUCAGGAGGGAAUGCAGGCUGUGAUGUCCAGUGACUUCGCCAUCUCCAGGUUCAAACACCUCAGGAAGCUGCUGCUGGUUCAUGGCCACUGGUGUUACACACGCCUGACCAACAUGACCCUCUACUUCAUCUACAAGAACGUGAUGUACGUGAACCUACUGUUUUGGUUCCAGUUUUUCUGUGGUUUCUCUGGGAGUGUCAUGUCCAAUGCGUGGGUUCUCAUCUUAUUUAACCUGAUCUUCACCUCUGUGCCUCCUCUGAUCUAUGGCGUUCUGGAUCAGGACACUCCCCCACAUAUUCUCAUGGCCUAUCCUGAGCUCUACCGGAGUGUAAGGGCUCCCAAGGCCUAUGACCCCUUAAUGUUCUGGUUAAACAUUCUGGAUGCAUUUUACCAGAGCCUUGUUUGCUUCUUCAUUCCAUACUUUGCCUACAGAGACUCGGACAUUGCAGAGCUGUCCUUUGGCUCGCCCAUAAACGCCUCUGCGCUGCUCAUCAUCCUGCUGCACCAGGUCGUGGAGAGCCACACUCUGACGUGGAUCCAUGGAUUAGUAUUCGUGCUCAGUGCGGGCUCCUACCUGGCUUUUGUGCUGCUCAUCAGUGUGUUGUGUGUGACCGGCAGCCCUCCCACUAACCCUCUGGGAGUGGAGACGCUGCAGAUGUCCCAGCCAUCCUUCUACUUAGUCUGCACUUUAACUACUGUAGCAGCUCUGUUGCCCAGGUUGCUGUUUCGGGUGCUGAAAAACUCAGGUCUGAAGUCUCGCUCUCCAGACUCUCACUGGUCCUGUGAGAGGGACGGUCCAUCUGGGGAGGACAGCAGCGGACCUGUGCUCUCCUGA
Knipowitschia caucasica is the source of this 3858-nucleotide messenger RNA. The record is from the annotation of a GenBank genome assembly. NCBI's taxonomy places the organism in Eukaryota, Metazoa, Chordata, Actinopteri, Gobiiformes, Gobiidae.